AUGUUUUGCUCACCACCGCCAACAACACUCCACAGCAAAACGAUGGAACCAAUUAGUAGCAGGAAGGAAAUCUUGGGUCUUUUUUGUUCCAAGUAUGGUGUUAAUGUUGAAAAUGUUGGAAACGAGAUCCUCUAUCCUCCUCCAAGUCAGCAUAAUGCUUCCAAAAAUGACAGCGCCAACAUGAAAAUCCCCAAUUUGAUUGAUGCCCAGGCUGCAGUUGAAUGCAUUACCGUGAAUCGCUAUGCUAUGAUGGCAGAUGAAGAAACAAAGGGUUAUUUCAGGUUGCAUAAGCUAGAUACUGGGCGGGAGGAGACACCAGUGACGACCAAAAACAUUGCUGUUGCGUCUUCAUAUGGCACGAUUUCUAGCAUCCUGUUGGCGAUGGUGUCACAAGCCUUGGUUAUUCACAAAGAUGAGAAGGGAGCAUUUUCAUUUCAGAUUGGAGCACAGCCCAAUUGGAAUGCCCGAGGAAUAGACCGAACAAAGGAACGAGAGGACCACGAAUUCGCUCUGGCGCCAUAUGCAACCAAAGGAGAAUUCGAAGAGAAAGAGGCCCUGGUAAUGUCAUGGGGUGACAAGUUAGCCUCUCGAGGAUGGAAGGAGUGCGAUGCUGAGUCCUAUGCAUUAAUGGCCAAACUUUAUACUGAUGAUGCUUCGAAAUUUAAAAACAUGGGUGAACUUGACAAAGCUGGGGUUGCCAUGUCGUUGUCUGAAAUCCUCAAUGGAAUAUUGGAAAACUAUAAAGGCCUCGCCACCAAAGAAAGUAUCCAAAAAUUUGUUGCCAAGCUGUUGGAACUUUCGCCAAUUGAUCAUUGGUCUACUGGAGCACUGAAUUGGGAGUGCAUUCAUGAUCUUGUUUUCAUAGCAAAGGUCCUUUGGGUUGGUUUGGAAUUGCCGUCUUUUGCAGCAAUUGGAGGCCGGCACCGGCUUUUCACGUUGUGUCAUCUUCUUCUUGGUUGGAAAGCCACCACCAAUGGCAGCACACACGAAUGCUUAGAAGCAAAACUUCCAAAUACUCUAAUUUGGUACCAAGCUCCGAUACAAAUUGUGGUGGGAAGAGAUGAAGGCCUUUUGCGCAGUUUCAGUCUCCAACUACAGGACCAAACUAAGCAUACAAUCCCCAUAAUUCUUGGUAACUUUAUGAUUGACGUUUUGGGGAAUUGCCAGAAGAGAUCAAAUCUGGAUGCUUUGAAGAAAGGCCCAGAUACUAUGAAACUCUUUUGGGAUGCAACAAUCAUGUGUCUGAAGUCAAAUGAAGCAUACAGAGAACUGACAAAGGCUGUACCAGGAAAUAAAAGCAGUCUUCUUGACAUUACACUUGACAGUAGAAAGCGGAACAAGAAGCUGUGGAACUCUUUCAUGAAGUUUCUGUCCAAAGGCAAAUAUAUGUUUCCAGCACGAGAAACAAAUGAGCCUGUUACAACCAUGCUUAUUUUUUCAAAUUCCACAAGCUUUGCUAAGAUAUUCCCUGAACUGAAAAAAGAAAUCACAGAUGUGUCCUUAAAAAAGCUUGAAAGCCUCGAUUUGUAUCUGAACAGCAUCAUCAACUUUGUAACCCCAACACUCAUGACCUACUACAUCUGGAGCGUAAGAAAUGAUAGGCAACCCAAUCCCAGAAGCAACGGGGACAUAUAUACCAAGCUCAUCCUUGACCACCGGCUUGGCAGCAUUCUAUUCUGGGCACUGACAAAAUGGGGAUUGGAAAUCCAAGGCAAAGACCAAAACCAAGGCAAGAACAAACCACUUUGGAUUGACCCCGAGCCAAUUUCAAAGGACUCUACAAUCAAGUCGAAUUUAUUUUGCUACUUUCAACGGAUGACUCUCCUCCUUGAGAGCGGGCGGUACAACUUUGAUCACAAUUUCGAUGGCAUCCAAGUCAAGAACCAUGUCAGCGUCAUCGCAAACAUGAGGAUAAAUAGCCUCUUGGGAUGUCCACCAAAAAUGGUCCUAGCUAUUGGAAUGACAACCCUAGCGAUUCCUCCUUUUCCCUUUCAGACCGCCAAAGAUGAGAAGUCAGAAGUUAUAUUCGGAUGCAAUCUGUCCGACAAGGAACUUUGCGACUGGGUACGGCUGAGUAAGCUACAUGAGACGCCAAAUGUUCAUGUUUUUACCAUUUCGGACGACAAAUGCUUAAACAACCACCCAUAUGGAUUUCAUCCUCAUCUCCACAAAGAGUCGAACACCAAGGACGUCCAUAUUCUUGUGGAAAGAGCCAGAGACAUGUUGAAAUCUUAUGGAUUGAAUGGCUUUGAUCAAAUCUGCUUUGAUUACUUCAUUGGGCAAACAAUAAACGCCCGGACCAGUACUAUUUGUGAGCUGGCCAAGUUGCUUAGUCCCGGUGGAGCACUGUAUAUGCUCAAACACAAAGAAGAUUGGACUGGGGAAGUGGGUGCAGAUGAUACGUUCAGAGAGGCCAGGCUCAAGGUGGAAGACUUCAAGCUCGGCUCCGAACACUGGCUCUGGAAUGCGACCAAUGCUGUCCCUCCAUGCUUCUUGAAAUCUUCCGGCAACUCCUCAAUUGAAUCUCAUCUCAAGAUAUCCAUUGUCAGUACAAAGGAAAACGCCAGGCUAUUCACUAUAAAUCGAUUUCAAUCAAACACAGAUCACCAACCGGCUGCCCCCGAGAUGCUCCCACCAGCAGGGAAAAGAGAUGCUGAAUUGGCGACAUCGAAUCCAAAUGAAAAUGGUUUUGAGAUGGACAAAGCGAAAGAUGUUAGGCACAAGCAUCGAUGCCCAGGCAACCAAACGCACAACCCAGGAAGAGACGGCAGCCAAGAAGCCAAAGAUGACGAAGCAACCAACAACGACAAAGCAGCCAAAAACGCCAAUGAAGCCACCAAGCCGCUAACUGCGUCCGAGUCACCAACUGCCCUGGAGUCACCAGCGGCCCCAGCUACCCCAGAGUCACCAGCUGCCCCCAAGCCACCAACUGCCUCGGCCAAGAAGCCUAAGACUCGAAGGACUGACAGCAAAUACUUCAAAAGGGGGGAAACUAGAACCUCAAACGCAGUAUGGAAGAUGACCAACGCCAAGCUACUGGACACCGCAUACCCACCGCCCUACCUCAAGGGCGUCCUUUACAUGUUGUGGUAUUUGCACGGCGGCGGCUUGUUUACAAAAGAGACUUUACACAGUUUUCAGUCUUGUUUGCUACGUUGGUCUGAGAAGGAGCCAAAUAUCACGGAGGCUACAAGGCUAGAGAAGAUACAAGAGCAGGUUGGUUCUUUCCAAGAUUUUCACAAGCACAGUCUAUUUCUCCCAAAUGCGAAACAUCCGUUCAAUUUUGUGCUGAUGAGGCCAGAGCUUCUAAAAGGAGUGGCCAGCCAUCUCAAAAUACAGGCAGAGAAAAUGGUUUGGAAGCCAAUUGAAAUUGAUCCAUUUGAAGCCAGCAACUCAUAG
This is a messenger RNA of Cylindrotheca closterium, 3399 nucleotides long. NCBI's taxonomy places the organism in Eukaryota, Bacillariophyta, Bacillariophyceae, Bacillariales, Bacillariaceae. The record is from the annotation of a GenBank genome assembly.